AUGGCCUCUUUCUUGACUAUCAAUGACGACUGCCUUUACAGAAUUAUUUCCUUUUUGGAUGAUCCGGUUUCCUUUCACAGCGUCGCUCUCUCCUGCAAGAGAAUUCAACAGGUGAUUAACAACACUCGGAGCAUUCUCCAUCCAAAGUUGCUGCGAUUAAAAGCUGAAUAUUACAUAAAAUGCUACCUUGUGGAGAUCAGCGAUUGCAGUAGAGACAACAACAAGUUUAGAAAUCUGGAGACUCUUCUGUCCAAUGCUACGCGCCUUGCAGCAGCUAAGGAACUCCUGACUUAUGCGAAAGUGGUAAAUGCUUGGGCGAGAAUCGGACCCGCGGUAGCUAAAUUGUUUACAUGGAUCAGAAAUCUGGAGAGUAGAAAAGAAGAAGGCGUACAGCUAGCGACUUGUUUUACCGAAUCUCGAAGUGUCACGUUGCAUUUGCCGGGCUGUGACAGGGACUUAAAGAUCGAUACCACCUACCUUCAUACUCAGAUCGAUGAUGACAACGACAACAAAUUGAGCAUCCACGCAACUUGUGGAGAUUUGGAUGUGACGUCAGAAGGUGAGUUUGCAGGUUAUUUUUGAUUAAUGAUUUAAGUUGACUACAGUGCUGAUAACAGUGGAACUGGUUGAGAUAACUGAAUUGAGAGAGUGAUUGACCAGCUGACUGAAAGAGUGACUUAGUGCUAGCUGUGAGUGACCAACUGACUGACUAGGUACAGCUGACUGACAUACUGUCUGCCCAGUGCACCUAGGCCUGUAGUGACUGUCUGUCUGAGACAGUAUUACUGACUGUCUGACUGAUUCAAACAGUGACUGACCAACUGAGAGAUUGGCCGACUUACUGCCUGACUGAGGGAGAGACUAGCUGACCAACUGACUGACCAUUUCAUUAAGAGAGUCAACUGGCUGUAUUGACUGACUGACAAACUGACUGACUGAUUGAUAGACUUACUGAAUGAAUGAAUGAAUGAAUGAAUGACAAAAGGAAGGACAGAAAGAAGUGGAUGUGGAAGUGAGUAAGUGUGAGUGAGUGAGUCAGAGAUUGAUUGAUUGACUUAUCCAGUAAGCAUCCUUUAUUUAUGCAAUAUGCCUGCUUGGGUGUAACUGGUGAGUAAAUUAAUCCCAGCCAAAAUAAUUGCACAAAACUUGAACUUAAAGCAAGACUUGUUUGGCAAACACUGGUGUGGUGACCCCCUCUUUAACAAUUUAACAACAAUUUAUAAGAAAACCAGGUAUGCUUUUGAAUGCUAGGAAAAGUUAGUUAAGGACCUUCUACUGAUUGUCUGUAAUAAAGUGCAGCAGCGUUUUAUGUUGAUUAUUUUUGUGGCAAUUAUGGGCAAGUUGCCAUAGUACAUUUCUUGGUAUUGUGCACAAUUCUACAUCAGCAGACUGUCUCUAAUACUAUUUUGACUAUGUGGUUAAAUUACCAUUUUCAAAGCCAAAAUACCAUUUUGUGUAGGUGUCUCCCACUAUUGCCCUUGCGAUAUUGAUAGUUGGGAAGAAAAUGAAUGUCAAGCAAUAGUCAAACCAAUGAAACCAGUAGUGGAACUCCUGCAGAAGGAGCUUGGUGCAACAGUUCCUCAGAUGACAAACAAGUUUUUUUUGUGGUUGUGUUACUUCUUUCCACACCAGAACACCUUGGCAUCAGAACACAAACUAAUUUUUGAAGACCCAUCCAGGAAUGUAACACCCACCCCUGAGGAUGUUCAGCCAGCUAUAGAUCUGUUUCAUCAGAACCUUCAAUUUGAUACCAGCUUGAGAAACUUAGUGUCUGAAUGGAAUGAUCCUGAUUCAAACCUACCCAGUCUUAUCACCAAAACUAUGACUGUCUUGAUCCAGAGAUCAGAGACAGAAUUCCUUGGAAAGCUCCAAAGGGAUGCCAAAGGCCUCUAUGAGAUUGCCUCAGACCUUAGGCAGACACCACUGCCCAAACCAUUUGUGCAGGACUUACUCUUACGAACGGAGCUUCAAUCUAGGGAUCAUAAAUCUGGUUUGGUUGGAGAUGAGUCUGAGAGUUGGUUUUUAGAUAGCAGAGCUUCAUUCAGGUUUUCAGGAGGUAGAGUUGUGAAAGUUUGUGGUGGCAUACAUGGGGAUGAGGAAAGCUACCCAACUUGGUAUAAGUUGGAGCUUACAGUCACCCUACCAAAUAGAGAAGAAUUGCAGCUGGAUUCAGACCACAGAUACAGGAGGAUACCUAUUCAAGUUGAAAGGUUGAGUCCAGUUACUGAGCUAUUUCAGCAGGGUGUAAAUAAAUGCAUGGAAGGAGAGGAGCACAUCCCCAUGUUAAAUGACCACUUUACAGCCUACUAUCUUUUGCGUGCCUUGAAAUUUGGUGGACAAGAAGAAACGUUCCUCAGAGGGGAUGAGGAGCAUGGUGAAGAGGAACAUAGUGAGGAGGAACAUAGUGAAGAGGAACACAAUGAAGAGGAACAUAGAGAAGAGGAACACAAUGAAGAGGAACAUAGUGAAGAGGAACAUGGUGAAGAGGAACACAGUGAAGAGGAACAUAGUGAAGAGGAACACGGUGAAGAGGAACACAGUGAAGAGGAACAUAGUGAAGAGGAACACGGUGAAGAGGAACACAGUGAAGAGGAACAUAGU
Molecule: messenger RNA, 2601 nt
Organism: Pocillopora meandrina
Lineage: Eukaryota; Metazoa; Cnidaria; Anthozoa; Scleractinia; Pocilloporidae
Source: the annotation of a GenBank genome assembly